AAUGAAGAGAGUGAUUACAUAUUACACAGAAUGAGAAUCCAAGUUCAAGUGAGUGCAUUCAGGAUUUUUAUAGUUAAAAAAUUGAACACGGAGCGCGGAAUCAAGCAGUGUUUCAACAGGAUAUUCUAAAAAGCCAGAUGAAAUGAGCAAAACAAGUCGCAAAAGGCUUAAACCAGGAGAGAAUCCUAGGCCAAGGCCAAGACAUCGGCAAAUGAUCCAAGAUCGUGUGAAGGAACUUCGAGAAAUUGUGCCUAAUGGGGUAAAGUGUAGCAUUGAUGCACUGUUCGAACGCACGAUCAAACACAUGCUUUUCUUGCAAAGUGUCACAAAGCAUGCAGACAAACUAAAACAGACUGGAGAGUCAAAGAUUAUCAGUAAGGAAGGAGGAUUGCUUUUAAAGGAUAAUCUUGAAGGUGGAGCAACAUGGGCAUAUGAAGUAGGCUCACAGUCUAUGGUCUGCCCUAUUAUAGUUGAGGAUCUAAAUCAACCUCGUCAAAUGCUUGUGGAGAUGCUUUGCGAGGAACGGGGCUUAUUUUUGGAAAUAGCUGACAUUAUAAGAGGAUUGGGCUUGACUAUCCUGAUGGAGGUGAUGGAAACAAGGAACGACAAAAUAUGGGCACAAUUUGUUGUAGAGGUAACCAAUCAAGAUUUGGAUGUAACCUGCUACUUGUACUCUCACAAUUUUUUCUUGGUUGUUUAUCAUUUAGCAUGACUUACAAUUUGCUAUUUAAAAACAGGUGAACAGAGAUGUCACAAGGAUGGAGAUAUUCAUCUCACUCGUUCGCCUCUUGGAGCAAACAGCAAAAGGUGGAACAGAACUUGUCAAUGCUGCUGAUAACAACACAGCAAUGGUGCAUUCAUUCCACCAAGCAGCGACAUUACCUGCAACUGGUAGAUCUUGUAGUUUGUUGUGAUCAACAUGUUACUACUGCUUCACCCGGUAAUGUUAAGAGAAAGCAACAAUUACAUGCUUGCCAUGACUAAC
Messenger RNA from Solanum stenotomum, 985 nucleotides. Its product is annotated as transcription factor LHW-like. Gene Ontology annotation, molecular function: DNA-binding transcription factor activity; protein dimerization activity. Lineage: Eukaryota; Viridiplantae; Streptophyta; Magnoliopsida; Solanales; Solanaceae. Gene Ontology annotation, biological process: regulation of DNA-templated transcription. Bases 143 to 712 code for a protein of 189 amino acids. The transcript has 4 exons. The record is from RefSeq and is a predicted model, not a curated record.